AUGUCAUUCAAAUUUAUGCAAAUAACUGUCAAAAAGAAUAAUAUUUAUUUUAGAAAAGGCACAUGGCCCAUAGAUGAACAAGGUCAUUCAUUGAAAACAAAUUUCUUAGUUCUUGAUUGGACAGGAUUUUUUGGUUCAACAGCUAGUGAAGGUGAACAUGUACGAUGUCCUUCAUCAAAUACAACAUUUAUUUGGACACGUCAACAAAAUCGAAUUGAUGAAGUUGAUUUUAUUAUUUCACAUGGUGCUAGUGAAGCCAUUCCAUUUGAUCGUUUACAGCUGAAUAAUGAUAAACAACAAUAUACAAUGGCAUUUAUUAUGGAAAGUGAAGUACAUUCAGGAACAGGUGAUGGUUGGGCAAGAUUUAAUUUUAAAAUGACAUAUAAUCUUGAUGAUAGUUAUCCUGAACCAGCAACUUAUUUUGAUAUGAAUCCAUAUAUAAUUGAUUUACUUACACCACCAAUUAUACCUUUUGAAGAUAAAGAAAAACAAGCUGAUAUUGUUUGGAUUAUUUCAAAUUGUCAUACAAUUAAUGGAACUCUCACAAUUAUCAAAAUUUGA
Messenger RNA from Rotaria sp. Silwood2, 561 nucleotides. The record is from the annotation of a GenBank genome assembly. NCBI's taxonomy places the organism in Eukaryota, Metazoa, Rotifera, Eurotatoria, Philodinida, Philodinidae.